CUGAAGUUUUUUUAAUCGUCAUCUACUAAUAAGAUGCUUUAGUUGUCAUAUGAACCAUGGUUUUCAAUAAAAAAAAUUCAUUAAAAUAUUCUCGUUGCAGUUUGAAAAGAAAAUGUAAUUCGUAUCAUAUUUUACAGAAAUGUAAUCAGGAUAUGAAACAGAAACAAAUAAAAAAUUUUCAGAUAUGCAAACUGUCGUAGCUAUCCAUAAGUAAAGGAUAAACAUGUGUCAAACAACAAUUUUUUUGAAGCAAUCAGUCAACCAUCAAUAAAAAGGGACUACGUACCUUGUAUAUCUAUGCAACUUCCCUCUUUUAGAUUUUCUCCCUCCAAAACCCAAAAGACCACAUUUAGAAAAGCCAGAGGGGAGAAAAGUUCUCCCGUCUUCUUUUCUGAUGAAUUUGACCGUGAGAGAAACCCGACUACCUCCAUUGGUCUUCACCCUCCUUGCCUUCAUCAGCUUUGUGGCCAUACUGUACAGCUAUGAUUUCCCUUGGGCCUUUACGCCUUUUCAUCAUCAACAGCGAUUUCCAGCACUCAAUGACCCCCCUCCCUCUCUUGUUGAGUUGAAGCAUAAAAAGAGCGAGAAAAGGAAAGAGACGACCCUUCCAUUUGCAGUAGGGAAGACACCAAAAGAUUUUGAUAUAUUCAGUGGGAGGUGGGUAUGGAACGAGGAGAAGCAGUCUACGUAUGAGGAGUCAGAGUGCCCCUAUAUUCUGCCACAGUUGACAUGCCAAGAACAUGGACGCCCUGACAAGGACUACCUGUUCUGGCACUGGCAACCUCAUGGCUGCAAUUUACCAAAAUUUAAUGCAACCUUAAUGUUGGAGGCUCUCCAGGGAAAGAGAAUGCUAUUUGUUGGCGAUUCCUUAAGCCGAGGUCAGUUUAUAUCCAUGGUCUGCCUUCUUCACGGCAUGGUACCUGAAAAUGGCAAGUCCAUGAAAAGCUCUUAUGAUUCAUUAUCAGUCUUCAAAUUAAAGGACUACAAUGCAACCAUCGAGUUCUACUGGGCUCCCUUAUUGCUUGAGUCAAACGGAGAUGGUGUUGGUAAUGACAACGUAACAGAGAGGAUUAUACGCAAAUCUAUGGAUAAGCAUGGGAAAUUCUGGGAAGGAGCAGAUGUAGUGGUAUUCGGCACAUACAUCUGGUGGAUGACCAGCCUCAAGUUGAAGAUCUUGAAAGGGUCUUUCACGGAUGAGGUGCAAGAGUUCGAAAUUCUUCAAACAGAGGAUGCUUACCGGAUGGGUAUACAGAGCAUGUUGGAAUGGGCUGAGAGAAACAUGGACCCAAAGAAGACCAGAGUUUUCUUCACUGGCAUGUCUCCGAGUCACACAAGGAGUAUACAAUGGGGAGGUGAACCAGACGGCAACUGUUACAACGAAACAACUCCAAUAAAGGAUCCUGAGUAUAGCUGGGCUUUAAAUUCCCAUGAAAGCAUAAUGAACAUUAUUGAUGAAGAAUUCAGCAGAACUAGAGUACCCAUAUCAUUUCUCAACAUUACCCAGCUUUCAAGUUAUCGGAAGGAUAUGCACACACAAAUUUACAAGCAGCAGUGGAGCCCCCCAACCCCAGAGCAGUUAGCAAACCCCAAGAGCUAUGCGGAUUGUGUGCAUUGGUGUUUGCCAGGCCUACAAGAUACUUGGAACGAACUUCUCUUUGCAAAAAUUUUCUACCCUUAAGCAAGAGCCAAAAAGAUUUAUAAUUCACUUUUUGUAAAUGCACUAGACAAGAGUUGUUCCUAGAUGAAAGCCAAAGUCAUAAAUACCGGAGGAUGUAAUAAGAAUGAAGUUUUUGUAUAGA
This is a messenger RNA of Chenopodium quinoa (quinoa), 1799 nucleotides long. Its product is annotated as protein trichome birefringence-like 33. The transcript has 6 exons. Gene Ontology annotation, molecular function: O-acetyltransferase activity. Gene Ontology annotation, cellular component: Golgi apparatus. Bases 395 to 1678 code for a protein of 427 amino acids. NCBI's taxonomy places the organism in Eukaryota, Viridiplantae, Streptophyta, Magnoliopsida, Caryophyllales, Amaranthaceae. The record is from RefSeq and is a predicted model, not a curated record.